Messenger RNA from Onthophagus taurus, 1060 nucleotides. It is a transcript of the gene Cpap3-d2, whose product is annotated as cuticular protein analogous to peritrophins 3-D2. The record is from RefSeq and is a predicted model, not a curated record. Gene Ontology annotation, molecular function: chitin binding. Gene Ontology annotation, cellular component: extracellular region. NCBI's taxonomy places the organism in Eukaryota, Metazoa, Arthropoda, Insecta, Coleoptera, Scarabaeidae.
CCCUCCUAUAGGUUAAGUAUUUAAUAAAAAGGAAAAGAAACGUUCUGUAGUCGUUCAGUUCAAGACAGGAAGAGGUGUGUUCAACAGUUUGUGCGUUAACUUGAAAAAAUAUUAAUUAAUUUUUAUUAAAUUAAAAAAACUUUUUCUUGUGUAAUCAAACAAAAUGAAACAUUUUGGGUUAAUAAUCCUUUUAAGUUUAUUAGGUAUUAUAUCUAGCCAACAACAAGAAGAUGCGUGUAAAGCAAAAUCACGUGUAGUUCCUGAUUUAACAUAUUGUGACCGAUAUUGGGAAUGUGUAAACGGUCAACCAGAACUUUAUGAUUGCCCGAAUGGUUUAGUAUAUGCAGGAAAGAAUCGUGGUGUUACUGAAGGAUGUGAUUAUCCAUGGAGAGCAAAUUAUUGCGAUGGAAAACAACAAGCCAAUCCUCCAAUCGGCACGGAUCAUUGUGAUUGGUUAUACGGAAUUUUCGGACACGAAACUUCUUGUACGAGAUAUUGGACUUGUUGGAAUGGUACCGCAACUGAACAACUUUGCAUCGGUGGGCUUCUAUAUAACGAAAAGACGCAUUCUUGCGAUUGGCCUGAGAAUGUUGAUGGUUGCCAAAAACAUCCACUUUGUAAUGAUGAUGCAAAUGGAAAUGUGCCAUUAGGAAAAUCUUGUAAUAGAUAUUGGCAGUGUCAAGGUGGUUAUCCUCGCCUUCAAAGAUGUCCUGCCAUGUUAGUUUUUGAUCGUCGUUCGUUAAGAUGUGUUGUACCCCCAACGGAAGAUUGCGAUGUCCCUACAACACCUGCAGCGCCCCUAGAAGAAGAUGGAGAACAAAAUUUACCGCAAGGAGUGAAGCCAGAAUUUAAUUUACCACCCGGUGCUUUACCCAUACCAUCCAGACCGAAUAAAAAUCGAAAUUAAAAAGAAAACACAAUAAAAACUAUAGUAAAGUUAAAAAAUUUACUUUACGCUAAUUCUUUUUGUUUUUAAUUGUAAAUAUAUCAUUUCAAAGGUUGUAAUAUUCACAAAUUCGGUCUAAAAAAAAUUUGUGAAUGUUUAACAUCGUAAUUAUAA